Cavia porcellus (domestic guinea pig) is the source of this 1623-nucleotide messenger RNA. RefSeq names its product granzyme B-like. Gene Ontology annotation, cellular component: intracellular membrane-bounded organelle; cytoplasm. The record is from RefSeq and is a predicted model, not a curated record. The coding region runs from base 81 to 395 and encodes 104 amino acids. The transcript is spliced from 2 exons. Gene Ontology annotation, biological process: proteolysis. Gene Ontology annotation, molecular function: serine-type endopeptidase activity. NCBI's taxonomy places the organism in Eukaryota, Metazoa, Chordata, Mammalia, Rodentia, Caviidae.
AUGAUGAGAAGAGGUGGUGGCAACAGUGUGUUGUUUUAGAAAGCUUCUCAGGGUAAAGCACCACAAAGCCAGUGACAAACAUGAGGUCACUGAGCCAACUCCUCUAUUUCCUCUGCUGGGGGCUAAAAGACAACAUGGAAAAAUAUUCAGAAGCUCUGACUUGGAAACGCUUCUUGCUUCUUGGGAAGAUGCAGCUGCUCCUGCUCCUGUUGGUCUUCCUUCUGCUCCCCAGAGCAGAGGCAGGAGAGAUCAUUGGGGGACAUGAAGCCAAACCCCACUCCCGCACCUACAUGGCUUACCUUAAGAUCAGGCUUGAGAAAUCUAGAAAAAUUUGUGAUGGCUUUCUGAUUCAAGAGGACUUUGUGGUGACAGCUGCUCACUGUUUACAGGGGUGAGAAAGGAAAAAGAGUCCACAAUCUACAAGAAACACUUCUCAGAGUACUGGCAAAGAAAUAGACCUGAGAUUCAAUAGAAUAGAUUUGAAGAUGCAAACACAACUACCAAAACACUCAGCCAUUUGAUGUUUGACCAAGGUGCUAAUCAUGCUCACUGAAAGGAAAGCCUCUUUAAUGAAUGUCGUUGAAAUAAUUGGCUCUCCACAUGCCAAAGACUGAAACUAGACACAUGCCUGUCACCAUGGACAAAACUAAAAUCAAACUGGAUAAACUAUCUAAAUAUUAAAAUGUAAAUAAGAAAUCUACUGGAAGACAAGGUAGGUAGAAGUUUUGCAGACAUAGGGCUAAGCAGAUAAUUCAUGAACAAAAUAAAAUCUUUAUAGGAAACACUUCAAAAUUCAACAACUGGGAUCUCAUAUUAUUGAAAAUUUUCUGCACUUCAGAAGAAAUCACCAACAGGGUGAAAAGGAAAUCCAGAGAAUUGGGAAGAAUUUUAGCCAGCAACUCCUCAGACAAAGGACUUAUAUCCAGAACAUAUAAAGAAUUAUAUUAAGGCCCUAAAAUCAAACCCCCUCUAAAAAUGGGCUUCUGAGAUGAACACACAGUUCUGAGAUGAAGAUACAGAAAUGGCACAUAAAUACAUGCAGAAAUGUUCACUAUCACUGGUCAUUCAAGACAUACACAUUAAAACAGCACUGAGAUUUCAUCUCACUCCAGAAGGAAUAGCUGCCAUCCACAAAGCAACUGAUAACAAAUGUUGGCUAAGAUGUAGGGAAAACUGAACAUUGCUCUCCUGUUUGUGGGUGUGUACACUGGUGUAGUCACUAUGGAAAUCAGUAUGGAGAUUUCUCAGAAGACUGGAAUUGGAAGUUCCAUUCAAUCCAGCUACUCCCCGCCUGGGUAUUUUCCCAGAAAAAAUGAAAAGUUCAUAGCACAGUGAUUUAUGUGCCCCAUUUUUCAUAGCAGCACAAUGAUCUCGAGACAUUCAUAGGUAAAUGGAGACAACUUGACUCUAUCCUUAUAAGUGAAAUAAAUAAAAAUCAUAUUUAUAAAAAUCACAUUGUGUCUCUAGUGUGAAAUGUAUUAAAAAAUGUAGGAGUAAUAAAACCCCAAAUGUGUAAUUGCUACUGUAAAGCAGACAGGAAAAGAAAAUGCUCUAAAGGAUAUAACUGCAGGUAUGUUUAAGUGUGUAGGAUUGAUAACCAUAUUACUAAGUUUUUCUUGGAUC